AUGUCCGUUGCAGAACCGAAGCGCAAUCAAGUUAAGCAGAAGCAGAAAGAUCUCAAGCCCCAGACCCCAGCAAAUGCAACUGAACGCCUAAAAACCGUCGUGCGCCGCCUACCUCCCAAUCUCCCCGAGGAGAUAUUCUGGCAGAGCGUUCAAACAUGGGUCACGGAUGAUUCUGUCACUUGGAAAGUGUAUCAUGCCGGGAAGUUGCGCAAGAGGGCAAACCAGGAGAAUGUCUCUUCGCGGGCGUAUAUCGCAUUCAAGAAUGAGGAGGUGCUCGCAAUGUUCAGCCGUGAAUACGAUGGUCACCUUUUCAGGGACAAGGCAGGUUUUUGCAGUCGAGUGAUCUUUGCUGCAGGCAAUGAGUCUCAGGCAGUAGUGGAGUUCGCUCCGUUCCAGAAGAUACCCUCUGAGAAGAAAAAGGCUGACGCGAGAAACGCGACAAUUGAUAAAGACGAAGAUUAUAUUUCUUUCGUCGAAACGCUCAACAACGCUGAGAAGUCCGAGCAUGUAUCCCUUGAAGCAUUGAUUGCAGCAUCUCAACCACCCACCGCGCCAAAAACUACGCCUCUCCUUGAAGCACUCAAGGCGGAGAAGUCAGCUCAGAAGGAUAAGGAAGCUAUCCUCCGUAACCACGCACACUAUAAGGAUACUUCCGCCGCAUCUACUGCCAGGAAAGAAGAGGUCAAGAAGAAAGCUGCCGUCCCCAUUGCAGCAUCCCAGAAACAACCCGAAGCCAAACCUGCUGCUCCCCUCAGCCGUAAGGCGAAGAAAGCCGCUACUGCAGCCGCGGCGGCGCAGAAAGCUGGCCCUCCUGCUCAGACCGUGCAGGCGCUUCCUUCCGCAGCUAAAGGCGCUUCUGCAGGGCACGCUAAUCUGCCAGCCAAACCUCCUCCACAAGCACCUGCUGUUCCUCGGCAACGCCGCCCCUCUCAGAGUCGCCAGCAGGCACCUAAAGUACUUGCUGCGUCUCUCCCUCCUAAACCAGCAGUACAAUCUACUCCUGCUGGUGCAGAGGCCGCGCCACCCGCAACCAGUCGCAGGGGACGUCCAGUCGUUGGUCUAGGACGACACUUCGAGGCCGCGUUAAAUGGCGCGGUCGGCCCCAGCGGAGGAAGGAAACGCGAGAAAGAGGCUCAACCAGCUCCCGCAAGCGAGGCUGUGCAAAAAGAUGUUCAGGGCAAAUCUAAGGAUACCUUUGCAUCGUCUUCUCCCAGCCCCACUGUCCCCAGUAUUCUGCAGCGCGGGGAUGGACACACUCCUGGGAACCCCGUGAUCAUGCAACGCCCUCAGCCUACUCGUGUUCCUGAAAGUCCUGCUACUGCUGAUCCACAUAUUGGCAGAGGGGUACCGAAGAGAGGGCGUGGCAGAGGUAGGGGAGCUCCUCGUGGUGGCUAAGUGCAGCAUCAGUAUACAGGCCUAUUUUUUGUCCGCCAUAAACGCCACCACGAGGCUGGUGGAGGUCCUUUCAGUUGCGCUGGACGGUUCACUUCGCUUCAUUGCAACGCCUUGGAAUCCAACCGGCCACCAAAGGGCAG
Messenger RNA from Suillus subaureus, 1535 nucleotides. Its product is annotated as Smg-4/UPF3 family-domain-containing protein. Gene Ontology annotation, cellular component: cytoplasm; nucleolus. The record is from RefSeq and is a predicted model, not a curated record. Gene Ontology annotation, molecular function: mRNA binding. Bases 1 to 1395 code for a protein of 464 amino acids. Gene Ontology annotation, biological process: positive regulation of translation; nuclear-transcribed mRNA catabolic process, nonsense-mediated decay. The transcript is spliced from 5 exons. Lineage: Eukaryota; Fungi; Basidiomycota; Agaricomycetes; Boletales; Suillaceae.